Messenger RNA from Protopolystoma xenopodis, 500 nucleotides. The record is from the annotation of a GenBank genome assembly. NCBI's taxonomy places the organism in Eukaryota, Metazoa, Platyhelminthes, Monogenea, Polystomatidea, Polystomatidae.
CUUUACUAUUAUUUUCAAAUCGCUAUCUAAGCUAUCUCAUCUCUUUAUCUCUUAUUAUUUAUUUCUCUUUUUCUUGUUCACAUUUCCCCAGGGACUACUUUACUAUCCGUUUCCUCCAAAAGUAUAUCCACGUGGCUCGUCAAUUAAAGCCUCAGUUAACCCCAGAGGCUGCUGCAAUUUUAGCCGAGAAGUAUUGCGAUUUGCGUGUUCAAGAUGCCUCACUCGAACAGUCUGGUCCGAAUGCCACUCGCCUGCGCCGUACGCAGCCGAUCACAGCACGUAGCCUUGAGACCUUAAUCCGAUUGGCUUCGGCACACGCAAAGGCUCGAAUGUCUAAGACCGUUAGUCGCCGCGAUGCAGAGGCGGCCGUCAACCUACUCUCCUUCGUUCUAUUCAAGGUGAGCACAUCUUUCCUCGCUUCGUUAGCAAUUGUCAUUGCGCCUUUUACUUUCUCUUUGCUCUUGUUUUGCGAUCCUUAUAGCUUCAUUCUUCAUGCUUAA